AUGGGUAGGAUUCCAUGUUGUGAGAAGGACAACGUCAAAAGGGGACAGUGGACACCGGAAGAAGACAACAAGCUCUCUUCCUACAUUGCCCAACACGGCACUCGUAACUGGCGUCUCAUCCCCAAGAAUGCUGGUCUUCAAAGAUGCGGGAAGAGUUGCAGGCUAAGGUGGACUAAUUAUCUUCGUCCUGAUCUAAAGCAUGGCCAAUUCACCGAUGCAGAAGAGCAAACUAUAGUGAAGCUUCAUUCCGUUGUUGGCAACCGAUGGUCACUAAUCGCAGCUCAGCUGCCUGGUCGCACAGACAACGAUGUAAAAAAUCACUGGAACACCAAGCUCAAAAAGAAGCUUUCGGGCAUGGGCAUUGAUCCCGUCACCCACAAGCCCUUCUCGCACCUCAUGGCUGAAAUUGCCACCACACUGGCACCCCCUCAGGUGGCUCACCUGGCAGAAGCGGCCCUUGGCUGCUUUAAAGACGAAAUGCUCCACCUCCUUACCAAGAACCGCAUUGACUUCCAGAUCCAUCAUCCCCCCAGUACUAGUACUACUACUGCAGCGCCACCCCCAUCUACUUAUAAUAUUAAUAUCAACGGUAAGAAUGAUGAAAAAGAAGACACCAUCGAGAAGAUCAAGCUCGGUAUAUCAAGGGCUAUACAAGAACGUCCUCAUGACAUGCUACCAUCAAACACGCCAUGGGACUCUUCUACUGCAAAUUUUGCAGGGGCCUGCAGUACUACUGCUUUCCCUGCUUCUAUCUCUGGAGGAUAUCACCAUCAGUAUGGCCCAUCAUCAUCUUUUGGAAAUGAUGGGAACCGAUCGCCAUGGAGCCAGAUCAGUAUCUGUACAGGAAGCACGUGCACUGCAGGGGACCAGCAUGUUCGGUUGCAUGAAAAACUAGAGGGAGGAAUUAUUAAUGGAGGAGAGGAUUCUGAGGGCGGAAAAGAAAUCAGAAAUGGAACCAGCAGCAUGUUCGCUUCAGACUGUGUCUUGUGGGAUUUACCAUCUGAUCAUGACCUAAUGAAAUAUCCAAUCGUUUAACAA
Juglans regia (Persian walnut) is the source of this 1038-nucleotide messenger RNA. Its product is annotated as transcription factor MYB80. Bases 1 to 1035 code for a protein of 344 amino acids. NCBI's taxonomy places the organism in Eukaryota, Viridiplantae, Streptophyta, Magnoliopsida, Fagales, Juglandaceae. The transcript is spliced from 3 exons. The record is from RefSeq and is a predicted model, not a curated record.